CGGCAGCAAACAAUGGGAGUAGUUUCAUACCAAUCCUAUCAAAAUUAAUAAAAGUUCGUGCCGCAGAAUUAACAACACAAGAAAUGGAACAGUUCGCAGAGGGAGACCCACUUAAACCCAACGAUGACAACCAAAAUGCUGCAAAACGAAGUUGUCGUGGAUCAUGCAACCAUAUACUUCGAAAUAUUACAGUGGAACCCACCAUGGCAUUGUUUACGCUAGCAGUCAUUUUAACAAUGUUAACAACACAAAACUUGAGUUUGGAGAAAGCAUGUCGAGUGAAUCUGAACUUUACCGACGAGAUUUGUUCCUCAUUAAAACUGCAGCAGGCCGAAACGCAGAAUGAAUACGAAAAAGCAACGCAGCAGUUAAUUGCAAAGUUUAUUUCGUCCAGAACCUACAUAACAGCGACUAUACCCUGCGUCAUUGCGUUGUUUGCUGGGUCUUAUUCAGACAAGACUGGAAGAAGGAAAGUCUUCCUGCUGAUCCCGAUCGUUGGACAGAUUCUCUUAAUCAUCAAUAAUAUGCUCAACACCUACUUCUUCUAUGAACUGAAUCUCGAGUUCCUUACAUUCAGUGAAGCUGUUUUAGAAGGAUUUAGUGGAGGCUGGAGUCUUCCCUUUUUCAUCAUGUUUGCCUUUAUCAGCGCCAUCACUACAGAUGAGACCCGAACAUUUCGAAUGGGUCUUCUGAAUCUUGCUCUAACAGUCGGUUUCCCAGUAGGAAUGGGGCUCAGUGGCAUUUUAUUAAAGAAGUAUGGUUACUACGGAACUUACGGAGUGGCAUUGGCGUGUCAUAUUGUGAACUUUUCAUACAGUGCUUUCAUACUGAAAGAGCCAAAGAGAACUCCAGAACAGAAAAAAUUUCAGCAUGAGAACAAAGGGGUCUGCAACUUCUUCCGUACGUUCUUCAGUCUCGCAAACAUUCGCGAGUCGUGGAAUGUCGUGUUCCGUAGCGGGCCCAACCACCGGCGCGUGCGCAUGAUAGUUUACAUGCUUGUCAUCGCCACACUUUUCGGUCCUAUGUAUGGAGAAAUAUCUGUAUUGUACCUGAAUACAAGGUACAGGUUCAACUGGGAUGAGGUCAAAUUUAGCGUGUUCCAAACGUACAACUUCGUCAUGCACACAGUCGGUACAAUGUUCUCAAUAAUUGUAUUCAGCAAGGUGCUAGGAUGGCACGAUUCUUUACUAGGUAUCAUCUCAACUGUGAGCAAGUUGUUUUCAUCAUUCGUAUACUGUUUUGCGCCAAACGGAAAAAUAUUUUUUAUUGCGCCAUUGGUCGAGAUUCUAAACGGGACGUCAUUGUUAGCCAUGAGAUCAAUCGUAUCAAAAUUCGUUGACUCCAAUGAACUAGGUAAGGUAAACUCAAUAAUCUCACUAACUGAGAAUCUAAUGCCGCUUGUAUACGUGCCACUCUACACCAACGUAUACAAAGCUACCAUGGAGGUUCUACCUGGAGCUGUGUUCCUGAUGGGAGCAGCUUUGACAUUUCCUGCUGUCAUCGUAUUCAUAUGGUUAUUAUAUGAACACCGAAAAGGGGUCAGGAGAUUAAAAACCGAGGAAGCAGAUGAAUUACCAACAAAAGAUAAUCUUUUACAACCUAAUUAAUUAGUUAUUUUUUUUAUAUACAUUAUAACAUAUUCAAAAUCGAAUAAACGUGACUACAUA
Molecule: messenger RNA, 1667 nt
Organism: Pectinophora gossypiella (pink bollworm)
Lineage: Eukaryota; Metazoa; Arthropoda; Insecta; Lepidoptera; Gelechiidae
Product: proton-coupled folate transporter-like
Exons: 7
Coding region: 84-1607 (507 amino acids)
Biological process (GO): transmembrane transport
Cellular component (GO): membrane
Molecular function (GO): transmembrane transporter activity
Source: RefSeq, a predicted model, not a curated record